GAAAGAAUCGGGUUCAUCAUAAAAUUCCAAUCUAUAUUAUAUCUUCCAAUUCGCAUCUCAAGCUAUCAAGAUGCGUCGACCCUACUCUUUCACUCGCACGUCAUCUUCUCAUGCUCGCUACAAUCCAAUUUACGAAGAAACAGAAGCCAAGAAAGCCGAAGCCACCGGGAAAUCACGAUGGUCGUUUCCAUUCUUCGCAUCAAGUCAACCUACAGGAUACGAAACUGUAAAACCACAACCACGACAAUCUAGUUCCCCACCACCUCGUACAUCCGGUACUUUCUUUGCAACAAAUUACAAUACUUAUUCACCAACAAACAGCACAGAUAACAUCUACGAUGCAGCCGAGAAGUCUACAAAACCUACGAGUGACCGAAGAAAGCGGUUCUCAUUCCCUUCUCUCCCUUUCUUCGGAACAAACAACAAAGGCGAUGGCAUCGAAGUUGAUGAUGACUAUGAUUACCGGUCCAAUUCGUUCAAUGAUGGAGAAAAUAGAACCGAUCCGUUUCUCGACCCUGGAGACAACUUAAAGGAAGAGAAUAAGAAGGAAAAGCAGAAAGAGAAGGAGAGGCAGAAGCAGAAGCAGAGACAGAAGCAGAAAACCCCUACAUCAACCAAAGAUUCUGACAACAAGAAGCCAAGUAAAUCCUGGCAAGAACGAGGAUCGACUAAGAGAGCAGAAGCAAAAGAGGAGAAAGAGAAAGCCAAGGAACAAGAAAGGGCCCGCAAACGAAACAGCGGUUUAGGUUGGGCAAAAUCUUGGUCGUUUGGAGGUGAGAGAUUUGGGGGGACGAUUCUGGCAGAUGGCAGUGGAGUGAGAAUGCCAAUUUUCAGAUGUAAGGGUCCUUGUGGACUGUCUUGUGGGUUUUGAAUGGUCUCUCGUUGACUGUAUAUAGAAUGGGUGCAGGUCUGGAUUGGGAAAUGAGGUGUUGAAGGGUUUGAGGGGGGUGGGUGGCGGCUAUUGGAGGUGAAUGGAGUUUAAGUGAUUGGCUUUUGUGAAAUACAGAUAUCGACAGCAUAGAAUAUAGAAGAAAAUUGCAUCUGCAACAAGAGCA
This is a messenger RNA of Botrytis cinerea B05.10, 1055 nucleotides long. RefSeq lists its product as hypothetical. The transcript has a single exon. The record is from RefSeq and is a predicted model, not a curated record. The coding region runs from base 71 to 871 and encodes 266 amino acids. Lineage: Eukaryota; Fungi; Ascomycota; Leotiomycetes; Helotiales; Sclerotiniaceae.